UCUGCCAUCUCCCCCUCUUUUCUCACUCUCUGUGUUCCCUUCCUCUCCCCUUUUUCUCGUAUUUGAUUCUUUCCAGCCUCCCCGUUCCUCCUUUUACCCACAAUCUGCUUCUUGUAUCCAUCCAUCACGCUCUAAGCGGAGAGGAGAGGAGUGGAGUAUGAACGCACGCGGGAGGAGAGGAGAGAAAAGCGAGCGCGAGAGGGGAAAGACGGCACAGCGUUUCGUGAAGAGCAAGGGCGAACGAGCCUCUCUCUCUCUCUCUUUACCUCAGUUUGCUUUUUUUUUUUACAUGUGAAAGUGUGCGGGUAUCUCACAUCUGUAUCGGCUGAGUUGUCGCUCGCGUGGAUACGGCGAGGAGCGUGAUGCACCGGGCGCGUGAUGGUUUGGUUGGACUAGCGCGGGAAGCGCGAGACUAGAAGAAGCUGGCGUUUACACUCUCCGUCGACUCGGGAUCAACGACAACAUCUUCUCCAGCCCUCUCUGACCCGCCUCCCUCUCUCUCUCUCUCUCUCUCUCUCUCUCUCUCUCUCUCUCUCUCUCUCUCUCUCUCACACACACACUCACUCACUCACUCACUCACUCACUCACUCACACACACACACACACACACACACACACACACACACACACACACUCAUGUACGGCUGGAUGUUGUGUCGUUUGGCUACGUGAGGUGCUAAGAAUCGCCUUUGGAUGUCCAGUGACCGUGUGUGUAUGUGUUUAUGGGGGAUGGGAUAGUUUUUAAGAUUCGUACCGUUUGCGUUUCAUUUUUAGUUUUAAUUUGAAUAGCUUUAUUGGCGUGACUCUUAGGUAGCAAUACUUUACUGCCAAACUUGUUUCAGAAAUGUGUGCUGUUUUGCUCUGGGCAUUGUCUUAUCUUUUAAACAAGUGGGAGAAAGUUAGAGAGAGAUUUUUAGAUGUAAAAGGAGAAGCAGAGGAGGGAGAUGGUGUAGAGAAGGAGGAUCCUGGCAUUUGGAGGGGCUGAAGUGAUGGAGUGGGUGGAGAGACAGACGGAGGGAAACCCUUGGGCAGCAUCUUCCACUCCAUUGCCACCCUCUCACACUGCUUAACUGGAGCAAGAUCUGUUCUUCCUUCACUCAGUGAUGAGACAGUUUGGCUAUGAUGUCAGGGGGUGUGUGCGUGUCAGCGAUGGACCUGAAGGAGGGCUGUGGAAGCGAGGCCAGCCGUGAGACCGAGAGCGGAGGCAUGGGGAGCCUGGGAGGCCCCACGUCUUGGCAGUCCUUCGCCCAUCGCAGCACCCUGCACGGUUUACGCUUCAUCUUCCCCUACUCUUCCUCCUCCUCUCACCGCUCCACUUCACGCCGUCUGCUCUGGAGCGCGGCCUUGCUGGCCAGCCUGGUUCUGCUCGUCCUGGAGAGCACAGAGAGGCUGGCUUACUUCCUCUCGUACCCCCACGUCACGAGUGUGGAUGCUGUGGUUUCUGGCAGCCUAGUGUUUCCCGCCGUCACCGUCUGCAAUCUGAACGCCUACCGUUUCACACGUCUCACGCAGAACGACCUCUACCACGCUGGGGAACUGUUGGCCCUGCUGGACGUGCAUCUGCAGAUCCCUGAGCCGCACCUGGCCGAGCCCCACGUGCUGGCCUUUCUCACAGAUAAAUCCAACUUCACUAACUACCGGCCCAAGCCCUUCAGCAUGCGGGAGUUCACUGAACGAGUGGGCCACGACCUGAAGGAGAUGAUGCUCUACUGCCGUUUCCAGGGCCAGGAGUGCAACCACCAAGACUUCAAAACGGUGUUUACACGUUAUGGGAAGUGUUAUAUGUUUAACGCUGCAGAAGAAGGGAAGACUUUGAGAACUACAAUGAAAGGAGGCACAGGCAACGGUCUGAGUCAUGCUGACAUCCAACAAGAUGAAUACCUGCCUGUUUGGGGAGAAACAGAUUCAUUAGCAUUUGAAAGUGGAGUCCUGAUCAGUAGACCUCGCUUUGUACAUGAGCUGGGCUUUGGAGUCGCCCCAGGCUUUCAGACCGUCGUUGCUGCCAGGAGCAAGAGGUGACUGACAUACCUUCCUCCUCCGUGGGGCGAGUGUGUGUCCAGAGCCCUGGAUUCAGGCCUCUUUCAGGUGUACAGUGUGUCUGCCUGCCGUGUUCGAAAGUGUGAGACGCGCUACAUGUGAGAUAACUGCAACUGCAGGAUGGUCUACAUGCCUGGUACGUGAUUCUUCGUGUACUGCACUCCUGAACAAUAUAAGGACUGUGCUGAACCUGCUCUGGCUGCUCUGUCAGCUGUUGAAGGCACAAACUGCAUCUGCAGGAGCCCGUGUAACAUGACUCGAUACAACAAAGAGCUUUCCAUGGUCAAGAUCCCUAGUAAAACUUCUGCACGCUAUCUGGAGAAGAAGUUCAACCGGUCAGAGAAGUACAUCACGGACAAUAUCCUUGUUCUGGAUGUGUUCUUUGAGGCUUUGAAUUAUGAGACCAUAGAGCAGAAGAAAGCAUACGAGGUGGCGGGUCUACUAGGUGAUAUUGGUGGUCAGAUGGGCUUGUUUAUCGGUGCAAGUAUCCUGACCAUACUGGAGCUAUUUGAUUAUGCAUACGAGGUGGUGAAGGAGAGACUGCUGGACCUGCUGAACCGAGAGGAGGAGGAAGAGAGUCAUGGAGAGGAUGUGAGUACCUGUGAUCCGGUGGUAAACCAUUCGAGUCAAUUAGCCACACGGUCAGCGUUCCUCCAGACCACCCUGGGCACGCUAGAGGAGAUUGCCUGCUGAGCACCGUAAACCCCUCCAGACCUACAGGGGGAGCCGGGCCACUCCACUCUAAUGGGUGAAGGACAGAGUAAAACGAGGGAAAAGUCUCUGUUGCUUUUUUCCCGGCAUGUCAUCAUUUGGCACAAACAUGACAACUGGAAGCCAAGGAGCUUCUCGAGAAACACGAGGACCCCAAAGUUUCUCACAAACACCAUCUGUUUGUUCCGGACUCAUGAAGGAAAGCAGAAGCCCGUGGACCCGUCAGGACAGUCACUUGUAAAAAUAAAUAAAUAAAUAAAGACAGACAUGAAAACACGAGCAUGUGAGGAACUGCAGAUGCGCACGGCCUCGGCAUGUUCUCGCGUUCUCUCUUUCUCUCUCUGCCCAGCCGCCAUUUUGAAGUCUACUGCCAAAACACUGUAAAUUAUUAACGGAGAAAAUGUUGUGAAACUGUUCUAACUGUGCAUGUGUCGGUUUCAUGCGUUACAAUGCGGUUUUCUCAAACUUGUCAUCCUCUCUCACGUGUGGAGACGGUUUUGUCUUCUUGUGCUGUUCGUUUGCUAUGUGUUUCUGCAUCUCAAUUGGCUUCUUGAUGUAUCAGGGAUGCAUCAUAAAACUGAGAGCCCCUUUCUUCUAUCCUUUUUAUUUUUCUAUCCUUCGUAGACGAGCCGAAUGGGUCACGGUACAAUGGCAGCCAUUAUGAGCCCAUUCUGGCAGCGUAUGGCUCUUCUACAUGCUUUCUGGAUCCCAUUUGAAAAAUGAAGAACA
Messenger RNA from Puntigrus tetrazona (Sumatra barb), 3477 nucleotides. RefSeq names its product acid-sensing (proton-gated) ion channel 2 (gene asic2). Gene Ontology annotation, cellular component: membrane. The record is from RefSeq and is a predicted model, not a curated record. NCBI's taxonomy places the organism in Eukaryota, Metazoa, Chordata, Actinopteri, Cypriniformes, Cyprinidae. Gene Ontology annotation, molecular function: ligand-gated sodium channel activity. Gene Ontology annotation, biological process: sodium ion transmembrane transport.